UCUGUACUUUAAUUUCCAGUUGGCCAGCGGCACAUCUUCACCUGAACUCAAGAUGCGUGCCUCUGCAACCACCCCAUUAAUGAACCAAGACGAUAUUGUGAAAGCCGUAACAGAUGUGAAUGGCUUACCAGCUAUCAGAUCCAGGACUGGAGGAUGGAGAUCCUCCUUAUACAUCAUCUGGGUGGAAGUUUCAGAGAGGUUUGCGUAUUAUGGGGCUUCGUCGAAUCUUAUAACCUACCUCACUGAUUACUUGAACCAGAGCACAGUCACAGCCGCCAAGAAUGUGAAUGCCUGGUCUGGUGUUGCGUCCCUUCUUCCUCUUCUUGGGGCCUUCGUUGCAGAUUCGUAUCUCGGUAGAUACAAGACCAUCAUCAUCUCCUCCCUAAUUUAUCUAUUGGGCCUUGUUCUAUUGACCCUCUCGGCCAUCCCCCCGUCUCUUCGUCCCAAUUCCUGCGCGAACGACAACAAAUUGGGGACUGAAACAUGCGUGUCAAGCUUCCAAGUGGGAUUCUUCUUCUUUUCUCUGUACCUUGUAGCCUUCGGCCAGGGUGGUCACAAGCCAUGCGUGCAGGCCUUUGGGGCUGACCAAUUCGACGAAGAAAACACAGAGGAAAAGAAAUGGCAGAGCUCAUUCUUCAACUGGUGGUACAUGGGUGUAUGUGGAGGUGGCCUCCUUGCUGUGUCUUUGGUUAUGUACAUUCAGGACGAUAUCGGAUGGGGUUUAGGGUUUGGGAUCCCUGCGAUCGCCAUGGCUGUUGCUCUUUUGGUGUUUAUUUUGGGGAGGAGGAGUUACAGGCUCGCUGUGAUGGGGGAUGGGAGCCCAUUCACUGGAAUUGCCCAAGUCUUUGUUACAGCUUAUCGGAAGAGAGAUGGUCUGGUGAGAGGAGAAGGUAGUGAUGUUGAAUUGGUUUGUGAGAACUGCCCUGAAUCCAGAAGCCUCGCCCCCACCAACCAAUUCAGGUGCUUAGACAAAGCGGCCAUUCCUGAUGAGCUUGAUGUAGCCUCAUGCUCGAAGAACAAAUGGAGGAUUUGCACUGUCACACAAGUGGAAGAAGCUAAGCUUUUGCUGCGACUGUUGCCCAUCUGGGGUAGCUGCCUAGGCUAUGCUGUCAUCUUCGCGCAGUCUUCGACAUUUUUCACGAAGCAAGGCAAGACCAUGGACAGAUAUUUAGGAUCUUCCUUCCAGGUUCCAGCCGCUGCCCUCCAGUCAUUCAUAAGCUUGGGCAUUAUGCUCAUAGUUCCCUUUUAUGACCGCAUCUUUGUCCCAAUUGCUCGUAAGAUCACAAGCAAACCAAGUGGGAUUUCAAUGUUACAAAGGAUCGGUAUUGGCAUGGUGAUAUCAGUUAUUUCCAUGGUAUUGGCAGCUCUUGUAGAAUCAAAGAGGCUGCAAAUAGCUAAGGAGCAUGGUCUACUAGAUGAUCCUUAUGCUAUGGUCCCAAUGAGUUUUUGUUGGUUGAUACCGCAAUACCUAUUUUUUGGCAUGGCGGAUGUGUUCACGAUGGUGGGGUUACAAGAGUUCUUUUAUAAUCAGAUGCCUGAUGGGUUGCGAAGCUUGGGGGCUGCCCUUUACUUGAGCAUUAUCGGUGUGGGGAGUUUCUUGAGUAGUGCAGUGAUCACAAUUGUUGAGAUGGUGAGCACAACUAGUGGUGGGGAGAGUUGGUUCGCUGAUAACCUCAAUCGCGCUCACCUCGACUAUUUUUACUGGCUGUUGGCUGUUCUUAGUGGUGUUUUCUUCUGCUUGUUUGUCUGCUUAGCUAGUCACUAUACCUACAAGAGAGAGAAUUUAGUUCUAUAAUGAGAAAAUAGAGAGUUUGUCCUCUGCAACAAUGGUUGUUUGGUAUAUUUAUUGUUGGUUAUAUUGAUAUCAAUGAAAAAUUCUUGUGUGCUUUCCCUGUCCUCAA
Messenger RNA from Amborella trichopoda, 1901 nucleotides. Its product is annotated as protein NRT1/ PTR FAMILY 5.10. The record is from RefSeq and is a predicted model, not a curated record. Gene Ontology annotation, cellular component: membrane. Gene Ontology annotation, biological process: transmembrane transport; dipeptide transport. Gene Ontology annotation, molecular function: tripeptide transmembrane transporter activity; dipeptide transmembrane transporter activity. Lineage: Eukaryota; Viridiplantae; Streptophyta; Magnoliopsida; Amborellales; Amborellaceae.